Molecule: messenger RNA, 1510 nt
Organism: Thunnus maccoyii (southern bluefin tuna)
Lineage: Eukaryota; Metazoa; Chordata; Actinopteri; Scombriformes; Scombridae
Gene: fhl2a
Product: four and a half LIM domains 2a
Exons: 6
Coding region: 89-928 (279 amino acids)
Cellular component (GO): nucleus; Z disc
Molecular function (GO): transcription coregulator activity
Source: RefSeq, a predicted model, not a curated record
CUCACCCGGAGCCUCCUCUCUCAGUCUGCCCCAGACUCCGCACAGGCACACACUCCUCAGACAGGAAGGUGAUUGACUCUGGGUCAAAAUGACCGAGCGCUACGACUGCCACUACUGCAAGGAGUCCCUGUUUGGGAAGAAAUAUGUCCUAAGAGAGGAGAAUCCCUACUGUGUGAAAUGUUAUGAGAGCCUGUACUCCAACACCUGUGAGGAGUGCAAGAAGCCCAUUGGCUGCAACACCAGGGACCUGUCUUACAAGGACCGUCACUGGCAUGAGGACUGUUUCAAGUGCUUCCAGUGCAAGCGCUCACUUGUGGACAAGCCCUUCUCCACCAAAGAUGAACAGCUCCUCUGCACUGAGUGCUACUCCAAUGAGUAUUCCUCCAAGUGCCAUGAGUGCAAGAAAACCAUCAUGCCAGGCUCCAGGAAGAUGGAGCACAAGGGGAACAGCUGGCACGAGACCUGUUUCACUUGCCAGAGAUGCCAGCAGCCUAUUGGCACCAAGAGCUUCAUCCCUAAGGACAGCCAUAACUUCUGUGUGCCCUGCUAUGAGAAGCAGUUUGCCAUGCAGUGUGUGCACUGCAAGAAGCCCAUCACCACUGGCGGAGUGACCUACCGUGAGCAGCCCUGGCACAAGGACUGCUUCCUGUGCACUAGCUGCAAGCAGCAGCUGUCUGGCCAGAGGUUUACCUCUAGAGAUGAUUUUGCCUAUUGUCUCAACUGCUUCUGCAACCUCUAUGCCAAGAAGUGUGCCUCUUGCACCACCCCCAUUAGCGGCCUCGGAGGCAGCAAGUACAUUUCUUUUGAGGAGCGCCAAUGGCACAAUGACUGCUUCAACUGUAAGAAGUGCUCUGUGUCCCUGGUUGGCCGUGGUUUCCUCACCGAGCGUGACGACAUCCUCUGCCCAGAGUGUGGCAAGGACAUCUAAUUUGGUCUGAGGGACGAUAGAUACAUCUGACUGGACAGCCGUGUUAUGAUCAAAAAAUGACAAAGAUACAAUAAAUAAUAUCUGAGCACAGAACAUCUUUGCAACCUAGCAUUGAAUGUACAUUGAUAUAUGACAUGAAAUACAAACUACUAACAGUGUUAUUUGGAUUCAGAGCGUUUAAAUGUUUUGAGAAAAAAGGCAUUACUAAUAAAAUAAAGAGCAACAUGUUAGAAAGACAUUGAAAGAAGCAUUUUGAAACACCAAUUCUACAUUAAUACAGAUUAUCAGCUUUGAAGUGUAAUAUUAAUAAUAUCUGCUUUGUGCAUGAACUUGCUUGAUGCUGUAAUUAGUUUGUUUUGUGAAUGAGUUCUGCUAUAAUCAAUUAAAUGUAAUAUUAAAAUAAACAGUUAAUCUUACAAAUGUUACCUGUAGAUGUGUAUAAAAUCACAUGAAUUUCAAAUAAACCCAUCAAGAAGGGGUUGAAAUGUCUUCUUUGGCAACUUUUCAGCAGGAAAUGCACACAAUUGUAAUACUGAAGUUGUGCAGUUUGGUGACUUUCUUUAUUUUUUACCCCAAUGUUCA